Messenger RNA from Rosa chinensis, 1376 nucleotides. Its product is annotated as E3 ubiquitin ligase BIG BROTHER-related. The record is from RefSeq and is a predicted model, not a curated record. Bases 203 to 1144 code for a protein of 313 amino acids. The transcript is spliced from 7 exons. NCBI's taxonomy places the organism in Eukaryota, Viridiplantae, Streptophyta, Magnoliopsida, Rosales, Rosaceae.
AAAAAAAUCAAUUUAGAACGUAAUUUAUGAAAUUCGUGGGAGAAAAUCGAGAAAGCUCCCGGAGAGAGAUACAAGAGUUGAGGACCUAGAUCAUUAGAUCAGAUAAUCAUAUAUCUAGUCCGAUCUUUCUUCAACAUCCUCGAAAUAAUCUUUCUGAAAUAUUCUGUGAUUCAAUUUUCUUAUUCAGUUUCUUCCAAUUUCAAUGGAGAACCACAACGCGAAAUUGGUCCCUAACGGUGGACUCAAACCUAACCCCAGCAACAACCUUAGCGAACAAGAACAAGAAGAGAACCCUACUCUUAAUCGUUGCGGAGAAGAAGAAGAAGAAGAAGUAACUACGCAAUUGGCGGAGCCUCCUUCACCUAAUGCCCCGCAGUCCUCAAGAACUCCCUUCACUAAUCUCAGUCAGGUCGAUGCUGACCUUGCUCUUGCUCGAACUCUCCAAGAACAGGAAAGGGCAUACAUGAUGCUGCGGAUGAACAAUGAAGGGAGUGAUUAUGGCAGUUGGGAAGCUGGAAGUUAUGUGCAUGAUGAUGAGGAUGAUUUUCAUGAUGAUACUGACGGAAAUGAUGAUGAUGAGCAAUAUGAUGGGACUGAUGCUGACAAUGAUGAAGAAGAUGCAUUUGAUGUGCACGCUCAUGAUGAUGCUGGAGACGAUCAUAACCCCAGUGUUGUAUAUGACCCUACUGUUUUUUCAAGUGAUGAGGCGUAUGCAAGAGCCCUGCAGGAUGCUGAAGAUAGAGAUAUGGCAGCUAGACUGAUGGCCCUUGCAAUUGAUGACCGUGAAGCUGAGGACACUGAGGAUCAGGGAGGUAACUCUCAGGAUGCAUGGGAGGAGGUUGACCCAGAUGAGCUUUCGUAUGAGGAGUUACUUGCAUUGGGUGAAGUUGUUGGAACAGAGAGCAGAGGGCUUUCUGCUGAUACAAUUGCUUCAUUGCCUUCAGUAAGCUACAAGAUGGGGAGCGAUCAGAAUGGAAGCAAUGAGUCGUGUGUCAUUUGUCGGUUAGAUUAUGAGGAUGGUGAAAACUUGACAGUACUUUCUUGCAAACACUCUUAUCAUUCUGAUUGCAUAAAUAAUUGGUUGACAAUAAACAAGGUCUGCCCAGUUUGCAGUGCUGAAGUCUCCACAUCUGGAAACAGCUAGCAAAAUUUGUGGCCAAUGUGCACAGCAAGGGUUAUGAUAGCCUUUGCAUGGUUAUUCAUAUUGUAUCUCAUCUAUUGUAUCUCAUAUUGUUCUUUCUGACCAUUGAGAAAUUUGUAUUAUAUGGGCUCCUGAGUUUUGGAAUGAGAAACAUGAGGGCCAGGUCAUGCUCCUGAUACAACAUGAUCAUUAUUUUCUCAUUUUACUGAAAUUUGCAAGAAUUUUCUUCUUUACU